AUGACCCAGCACGAUAUAUCUCUGGGUAAAGCUACUGUAAUAUCGACAGCAUUAGAGGCCGUUCUGUAUGGCUUUUCCUUGAUGAUGUUCAUCGAGACGUUAUGGGUUCUUCUUCGCCGAGCGAGGAAAGACAUUAGUGUUCCCAUGGUAUCUGCCGCUGCUAUGCUCUUCACAUUCAGUACUAUCCAUAUUGGGAUCAAUAUUUAUUACAGUAUCCAAGGCCUGGUUCAUAACGUAUAUCCUAUAAUUGAUCAAAACUCCUCAGAGCUUCCGUUCAUACUCAAACUUGUUAUUUAUUGGUCGCAAACGAUCACCGGUGACGCAAUAAUAAUCUACCGCUGCUACGUUGUCUGGCAGUCAUUCUAUGUUAUCUUGCUGCCUAUAACAAUGCUAUGCGGAGUUGGCGUGACUGGCGCCAUCAGCGUUUGGGCUUACGCUACCUCAUCUCCCGCUACACUAGGGUGGAUGCUAGCUUUCUAUAUCUUGACCUUGAGCGCCAAUUUACUGUAUACAUCACUUUUAUCUUUCGGGAUUUGGAGAGCAAAUCGAACCAUUCAAAAGGCCGAUGUGUAUUCUGCAUUCUCUCUGAUACCUAUCAUCUUUGUGAUCAUCGAUGCUGGCGCCAUAUACACUAUCGCUCUGCUAGCUUCUCUUCUAUGUCUUGUCAACGAUCAAAACGGAGUCUUAAUUACCUUGGACUUGGCAGUGCCUAUAAUUUCAAUUACCUUCUACAUGGUCAUCGUUCGAGUAGGAAUGCCUAAAACAUCAGGUGUGAUGGGCGCAGAUGGAACGGGCACGACUGCUUUUACCACGGUCUUGGAACCUGGACGUGACGAUGGCAUCAAUCGCAUGGCAGACGCGCAAUUUAUUGCCUAA
Molecule: messenger RNA, 876 nt
Organism: Heterobasidion irregulare TC 32-1
Lineage: Eukaryota; Fungi; Basidiomycota; Agaricomycetes; Russulales; Bondarzewiaceae
Exons: 7
Coding region: 1-876 (291 amino acids)
Source: RefSeq, a predicted model, not a curated record